Messenger RNA from Dinoponera quadriceps, 1427 nucleotides. Its product is annotated as methylthioribose-1-phosphate isomerase. The record is from RefSeq and is a predicted model, not a curated record. The transcript has 5 exons. NCBI's taxonomy places the organism in Eukaryota, Metazoa, Arthropoda, Insecta, Hymenoptera, Formicidae. Bases 19 to 1410 code for a protein of 463 amino acids. Gene Ontology annotation, molecular function: S-methyl-5-thioribose-1-phosphate isomerase activity.
GCAGCGAGCUGUGCGAAGAUGAAGAAGCGAAAGUCGACGGCCUGGAGCCGAGCGGCACGGAAGAGAGACAGGAGAAAGAGGGAGAGAGAGAGAGAGAGCGGUUGCGACUCGGCGCCGGCAGAUGGCGGCGCGUCGCCGAGACGAUUCACGUCGAGCCCGCCGCGCUACAAUGUUUCCCCCGGCUCCGAUCAAUGCCGUCCGGCGUUGCGGCUCCGUUCUUUAAAAUCCAAAGGCCGUCGUUCGCCGUCCGGCCAGGUCGACUCCCUCUUAUUCUCGGCCACGCUCGUCGGUCUCGCGCGUGCGACUCACGACGUGAUCUCGGCGAUGACGCUGCAGGCGAUCACCUGGGACAACGGCAGGCUGGAGAUCUUGGACCAAACGCUGCUGCCGGAGACCACGCGCUCCGUCCUCAUCAGCGGCGUGGAGGAUGGCUGGCACGCGAUCAACAAGAUGCAGGUACGAGGUGCACCAGCCAUCGCUAUCGUCGGCUGUCUCAGCCUGGCAGCCGAGAUAUUGCCUGAAAAUAUCACUGAUAAAAAACGCUUCCGUCACGAGGUCGAGGGCAAGCUGAAUUACUUGGUGUCGGCGCGUCCGACCGCUGUUAACAUGAAGACGGCGGCCGACGAGCUUAUCACGCUGGUCAACAGCCUCAGCGAGAACGACAAGGUCACAGCGUGCGAGAUGAAAGACAGAUUCAUAAAUACCAUAGUUGCCAUGCUGGAGAAAGACGUGGCCGACAACCAGGCGAUCGGUAAUUACGGCGCUGACGAGAUCCUGCGCAGCGUGCCCGGGGACAGCUUUAUCAGGAUCCUCACGCACUGCAACACCGGCAGCCUCGCCACCGCCGGAUACGGCACCGCUCUGGGUGUCAUCAGAUCGCUCCGCAAGAGGAAGAAACUCGAUCAUGUGUACUGCACCGAGACGAGACCGUACAAUCAGGGCGCCCGUCUGACCGCCUACGAGCUGGUGCACGAUAAGAUACCGGCAACUCUAAUUUGCGACGACAUGGUCGCCGCGCUGCUGAAAAGCAAGCAGAUUACGGCGGUGGUCGUGGGCGCGGAUCGGGUCGCCGCCAGCGGCGACACCGCCAACAAGAUCGGCACUUAUCAGAUCGCGAUCCUCGCGAAACAUCACGGCGUUCCCUUCUACGUGGCUGCGCCGCGCACCUCCAUAGACUUCGCGAUAGCCAGUGGCGAUCAGAUCGUCAUCGAGGAGCGGCCCGAACGGGAGAUGACGCACAUCAAGGAGCAGAGGAUCGCAGCGCCGGGUAUACAGUGCUGGAAUCCGGCGUUCGACGUGACACCGGCGCACCUCAUCGCCGGCAUAAUCACGGAAGUCGGCGUUUACCGGCCGCCAGAGCUCAUACGACUGAGUACGGAGGAAAAUUUGGAGCGAACACGAAUUUCGUAAACUUUCUCGACUCAGUA